AGGGAGGAAAAUAUUUGACCAUAAUGCCAUGCGAAAGGCUGACAAGUGGAUCCAAGAUGGCGUAGAAAGUAUAGCUAGGAACUCUGUCCCAGAGACAUGGAGGACGGGCGACCACAGAGGUCAUGUGAAGAAGCCAUUGGAUCACUAGUGAGACAAGAGUAUGAGGAGGCGGUGACCCAGAGCACAGAGGCGCUCCUGGCUCUCGGGCCAGGGUCCCUGGGCCCCCAUGGGGCCGCCCUGCGCUCGCGCGCUUUGCUGUACAGAAUCGCCGCUUUACUACAGCUGAAGAACUAUGAUCAGGCAGACAAAGACUGCGAGCAUGUCAUUGCACAAGAGCUUGCCAAGGGGGACGGUUCUUUUCGGGUGGGACUCCAGGGCAUGGUACUGGACGGGAGUCUGCAGGAGGUGUCCCACAUCUUGUCCAAGGCCCUGUUUGGGGAGCCUCUGAAUGGAAUCAUGACUAAAGACAUGACCAGAUUGAAAAUGCUGCUCUCUGAAAUAGAGGCGGCGAACAGUAAAAUGCCGCCAGAAUUCACAGAAGACAAUGAGGAAGAUGGGAAGGAGGGAUGGCAGUUUCGCCCCCCGCCAAGGGGGGUCACCAGCAGCGAAGAAUACACACUUUGUAAAAGGUUCCUGGAGCAGGGACUGUGUCGGUACGGCGCCCAGUGCACAUCGGCCCACUCGCAGGAGGAGCUGACGGAGUGGCAGAGGCGCUAUGCCUCGCGCCUUAUCCGCCUCAAGCAGCAGCAGGAGAGCAAGAGCUUCACAGAGAACUACAUGGAGGCGCUCAUCGAGAAGUGGAUCAACUCCCUAACCCCGGAGAAAGUGUUGAGUGACAGUUUAGAGGGUGUCAGCGUGGAGCACAGCUCUGACCUGUCAGUGACCGUCACCUCCAAAAAGUCAUCUCACUCAUGGACCUUCUCUCUUCUCUGCAAGCCUGCCCGCACUUUACACCACGUGGCGCUGCUGUAUGAUGCCAACCGGCCACACUUCUCCAUAACGGCGGUGUCGGCCGGCGACACCUCCUCCCUAGUGCCCCAGGAAGUGUGCCUGGGCGGGUGCCAGGAGUGGAGCGGGGAUACCAGCCUGGUGCCGCCCAACGGCAUGGACCACUGCCUUUACACGGUGACCGUGGCCUUCAGCACAGAGAUCUUCGGGACCUUCCGGCAGACGGUGGUGGUUGAUUUCGGCUCUGAGCCUGUGCUCACUCAGAGGGUGUUGGUGGAUGCAGCCUCUAUAGAAGAUCUGGAGCAUUUGAUGCAGGCGCGGCAGCAGCUGCUGAUGACUGCCAAGCGCUGGGACUCGUCCUGCAAGACCAUCGUGGAGUUCGGGCCGGGUGAGACAGGCGAGCUGGAGCGCAGCCUGUUGGCCCGCUACCAGAUCCCGCUGUCCGCCGACCAGCUCUUCACGCAGUCUGUGCUGGACAAGAGCCUGACCAAGGAGAAUUAUAUGGCCCGCCUGCACGACCUGCUCUACAUCGAGGAGAUCGCCCAGUACAAGGAAGUCAGCAAAUUUAACAUUAAGGUGAACCUGCAGCUUGUCAACAGCUUCAUGCUGACGGGCAUCUCAGGAGGAGCCAAGUACGCCCAGGGCGGGCAGCUGUUCGGACGCUUCAAGCUGACCGAGACGCUGUCCGAGGACACGUUGGCCGGCCGGCUGGUCAUGACCAAGGUCAACUCUGUGCUGCUGCAGCCACUGGACCGCGAGCGCAGUGGCCAUGCAGCAGGUGGCACCAAAGAGCGCGUGUACGAGGCGCUGAUUGAGGAGAAGACCAAGGAUUACAUCUUCUUGCGUGUUUGCAAGGACUGCUGUGGGGAGCUGAACCUGCUGCCUGAUCGAGAGUUACAGGUGGAGCUGCAGUUUCAGCUGAACCGGCUGCCCCUGUGUGAGAUGCACUACGCCCUGGACCGCAUCAAGGACACCGGCCUGCUUUUCCCUGACGUCAGCCUCACGCCCACCAUCCCCUGGAGCCCCAACAGGCAGUGGGACGAACAGCUGGACCCGCGUCUGAACGCCAAGCAAAAGGAGGCCAUCCUGGCCAUCACCACACCCCUGUCCAUCUGCUUGCCCCCCGUGCUCAUCAUUGGCCCCUACGGUACGGGCAAGACCUUCACCCUCGCCCAAGCGGUCAAGCACAUCCUCAAGCAGCCCAACACCAGGGUCCUCAUCUGCACCCAUUCCAACAGUGCCGCAGAUCUCUACAUCAAGGACUACCUGCACCCUUAUGUAGACACCGGCAAUGCCCAUGCUCGCCCCCUCAGAAUUUACUUUCGUAACCGGUGGGUGAAGACGGUGCACCCUGUGGUGCAGCAGUACUGCCUGAUCGGCGCCAACUACUGCUUCCAGAUGCCCCAGCGGGAGGACGUGGAGCGCCACCGGGUUGUGGUGGUGACGCUCAGCACCUCGCAGUACCUCUGCCAGCUGGACCUAGAGCCAGGUCUCUUCACCCACAUCCUGCUGGACGAGGCUGCCCAAGCCAUGGAGAGUGAGACCAUCAUGCCUCUGGCCCUGGCCACCAAGAGCACCCGCAUCGUACUGGCAGGAGACCACAUGCAGCUCAGCCCAUUUGUGUACAGUGAGUUUGCCCGGGAGCGUAACCUGCACGUGUCUCUGCUGGACCGUCUGUAUGAGCACUACCCGCCGGAGGAUCCGUGCCGCAUCCUGCUGUGUGAGAACUACCGCUCCCACGAGGCCAUCAUCAACUACACGUCGGACCUGUUCUAUGAGGGCAAGCUGAUGGCCAGUGGGAAGCAGCCGCCUCAUAAGGACUUCUACCCUUUGACCUUCUUCACCGCCAGAGGCGAGGACGUGCAGGAGAAGAACAGCACGGCCUACUACAACAACGCUGAGGUGUUUGAGAUUGUGGAGCGCGUGGAGGAGAUGCGGCGGAAGUGGCCGGUGGCCUGGGGCAAGCUGGACGAGGGCAGCAUCGGCGUGGUGUCGCCCUACGCUGACCAGGUGUUCCGCAUCCGCGCCGAGCUGCGCAAGAAGCGGAUGCACGACGUCAGCGUGGAGAGGGUGCUGAACGUGCAGGGCAAGCAGUUUCGGGUGCUGUUCCUGAGCACGGUGCGCACGCGCCACACCUGCAAGCACAAGCAGACGGCCAUCAAGCGCAAGGAGCAGCUGGUGGAAGACUCCACCGAGGACCUGGACUACGGCUUCCUGUCCAACUACAAGCUGCUCAACACAGCCAUCACCCGAGCCCAGUCCCUUGUGGCCGUGGUGGGAGACCCCAUUGCUCUCUGCUCGGUGGGGCGCUGCAGGAAGUUCUGGGAGACGUUCAUCUCCAUCUGCCAUGACAACAGCAGUCUGCACGGCAUCACCUUUGAGCAGAUCAAGGCCCAGCUGGAGGCCCUGGAGCUGAAGAAGACGUAUGUGCUCAACCCUCUGGCCCCCGAGUUCAUCCCCCGCGCCCUGCGGCCCCUGCCCCCGCCGCAGCAGGCCUCCAGCAAACACCAGCACUCGCCACCCAAGGCCAAAGGGACGAUGGCAAACCACUCGGAGCACUUCCCACCGGAGGGAUUCGUUCAGCCCAGUGCUGCUGUUCUCAUGGGGAACCCCAUCCAGGCGUUCACCCCCCCAGUGGCCGGUGGGGGUGCGGCAGGCUCAGCAGGGAAGUCCCCCAGCCCGGUCCAGAGAGUGGACCCCCACACGGGGGCCUCCAUCCUCUACGUGCCUGCAGUGUACGGGGCCAACAUGGUCAUGCCCAUGCCUUUACCCCUCCCCUGGCCGGGCUACCAGAGCCGCUUCCCCAUGGACCCCCGGCUGAUCAACCACCAGGCGGCCAUGGCCGCCUACAACCUGAACCUGCGCCAGCCCACCAGCCGGGCCUCCCCGGGCCUCUACGGACUCAGCCACCCCUCACCCCUCGGACUCACCGCCCAGUCCAGCACCGACAAGGAGCUGCUGCAGGACGCCGGAACUGCAGGUAAAAUGGACAUGAAUGGGAAGGUGGAGCAUGGGCGCCUCCUGACCCCAGAGAGGAAAGCUCCUGAACAGAAGGACAAACAGGGCGAGUCUGACCAAGGGCCCAACAGGAGCCCUGAAGCCGUGGGCCCCCUGGGCUUCCCCGGCGGCCGCCUCCUCCGCAAGGAGCCCCCCUCCGGCCCGGCCACCGGCCCCCAGAGGCCCAUGGGCUUCCCCCACCUGGCCUCCCAGCACCACCUGCCCCCGCACCACCACCACCACCACCACCCGCCUUCCCCCCUCCUCACGCGGCUGCAGCCGCCGGCGCCAGCCAGCAGUUCCAGCAGCAGCAGCAGCUGCCGCCUCAUUCUUCCCCUCCCAGCGAGGCUGCAGUCGCCGGGCCUGGAGGGGGACGCGUCCGAGCAGUCCGCCGUGCCCGAGGAGCUCAAGGGGGCGCUGAGAGCCAUGCAGCCGUCAGCAGCGGCCGCCGGGGCACAACCACAGCCCCAGCAGCUGGCCGCGGUCCAGCACGCACACGCCCAACACACACACCAGCAGCACGCACACACACACCAUCAGAACAUGCACGUCAACAGCUACGGGGAGGACAGUCUGGACUCAGGACUGGUCGAGGGACUGGACUCCCAGGGCUCGUCCAGUCUGGAGCUGAUGUCCCAGCAGGCUCGUCUGGGCCAGUGGGGUGAGCCGGGCCCUUUCCUGCCCCCAGGCGUGGCGGCGGCUGCCUUCCCCCUGCAGCCCCUCUCCCACCUGGGCCAGCCCGGCAUGCGGCUCCCACACCCGCUCAUCCGCACCGGCUGGGGCCUGCCGCCCCCGUCAGAAGAGGACGGACCCAGAGGGCCACUCACCAGCAGGUACCCUGGGCUGCUGCGUGAGAUGUCCGCACAGGAGCACUACGAGCAGCAGCAGCAGCACCACCAACAACAACAACAUCAUCACCAACAGCACCACCAACAACAACAGCACCACCAACAACAACAGCACCACCAACAACACCACCACCAACAACAACAGCAUCAGCAACAGCAGCAUCAACAGCAGCAGCGUGACCCCUCCGACAUGCCCCCGCCUCAGUCGCGCCUGCUGCAGUACCGGCAGCAGCAGCAGCAGGUGCGGGGCGACAUCCCCCCGCCCUCCCCCUCCUCCGCCGGUCCCUUCCACGGCUACCCGGAGCCUCCGGGCCGCGCCGCGGACCUGCAGCAGGCCUACGCCGGCCCCCACCAGGCCUUCCCCCUGCCCCCGGACCACCCGGGCCACCCGGCGGCCGCGCUGCCGCUGAAGUACCUGCUGCCGGAGGCGGCGUGGGGCCACCCGGGCCUGGCCCAGGGCCACAUGUUGGGCCCCCAGCACGGCCUGCCCCCACUGGGCCUCCAGGGCCUGCAGGGUCCUCGGCCCGAACACAGCCCCCUGCUGCUGCAGCAGCAACAGCAGCAACAGCAACAGGCCACACACACUGCCCUGCAGAGCUUAGAAGAGUAUGAACCACGGGGUCCCGGCCGGCCCCUGUACCAGCGGCGGAUCUCGUCCAGCUCUCCCCAGCCGUACCCCGACAGCCCUCAGGACCCCCAGCCCCCCGCGCCCCCCUGCCGGUUCCCCCCUGCGGAGCUGUGGCCCGCCAGUGGCCCUGCCUCCAUCCACAACAUUCCAUGCAACGGAGCGAGCCCCCUGGCCCCACACAGGGACAACAUAGUUACUAAGGCCAUGAAUGCUGCCGAGGAUCAUGGGAAGACGGAGGUCCUCCAGACGCCCUCGCACCCACCCAGCACCGCGUCUCUGCAGCACCAUGGACAGUUUCCUCCGCUGCUGCCCAGCAAGCAGACCCCUCCAGACCCGGGGGGAGGGGGCAGCCCCAGCCCCGCCGGGCCCCACAAGACCCCAACCAUGUCCUACGCCAGUGCCCUGCGCGCUCCCCCAAAACCGCGGCCCGCCCCUGAGCAGGCCAAGAAAAACAACCCUCUUUCUCUGUUACAGGAGCUUAGCAUAGGCAGUGCAAACAGUAGCAAUGGGUAUUACUCCUAUUUUAAAUAAAAUCAAAUACAUACCUGUAAAAAAUAUGAAAUAUAUAUGAAAAAAAAGGAAAAAUAAUCAAGAAAAUUAAGAAAAAAAUGAUUUUGUCAGAUAGUUUUGUUUUUUUCCCUGCGGUUUUCGUUUCUUUUUUUUUACUUUUAAUUUAGCUAGUUGUUCUUUUACAGUUUGACAAUUGUGAUUUUGCAAACAAAAUUAAGCAUAUAUUCAAAGUUAUACCAAAAUGUUGGACAAAAACAAAAAUCAGGAAAAAAAAAAAGAUUUAUGGGACAAAGAAAAGGAAAAAAAAAAGUUUUUUAAACACAUUUUAAGCGAAUUAGCUAACCACUCAGUUGCCUGUCUUCUGCUUCCCUCUUUUCAGGAAUUAUGUCUGCUUUGUUUGCAUCGAUUCAUAAAAAAAGUAAAAUUGUUGAAGUGAUUUUUCUUAUAUAUAUUUUUUUUUUUUCUCUUCAGCUGGCUUUUCAUUUUUGAAAUGAUGUUGAAUUCUUCCUUUUAUCAAUAUUGGUGUGUUUCCUUGUGCUUGCAGCUGAGUGGUUAGUUGACUCCCUCACACACACACAUACACAAAAAAAAACCCUAUAUAAAAAGUUGUAUAGCUGUAGACAACCCUUUUCUCAAAACUGUACAUAUGAAUAAAAAGACAUGAAUGAAAUGA
Messenger RNA from Alosa alosa (allis shad), 6604 nucleotides. RefSeq names its product helicase with zinc finger (gene helz). Bases 97 to 5952 code for a protein of 1951 amino acids. NCBI's taxonomy places the organism in Eukaryota, Metazoa, Chordata, Actinopteri, Clupeiformes, Clupeidae. Gene Ontology annotation, biological process: regulatory ncRNA-mediated post-transcriptional gene silencing. The transcript has 32 exons. Gene Ontology annotation, cellular component: P granule; cytosol. Gene Ontology annotation, molecular function: helicase activity; metal ion binding. The record is from RefSeq and is a predicted model, not a curated record.